CCGGAUUGUUUUUCUGGCUUCCAAUCUGAAUGAAUAUUGUUGAGCGUUGAGGCUGUGCCCUAAAAGGGAGAGACAGGGGUAUUUCCAGCGAGUUGAUGGGGAAGGCCGAGUUUUCCCGCUGUUCGCUGUGUGCGAUGCUGCAUACAUUGUGUAUGUUUUUACUUCAGGGGCCCCUGAGGCCAAGGGGGGCGAUGACGAAGACGGGCGCUCGCAGCUGGACGUCAUCGAUAGUAACCGCGCAUGCAACUGCGUGCGCUUGUAGACGUAUACUAGCUGCUCCUGAUAGUCGAUCACCCAUCAAUUGGGUAAGUGGACGUUGGCACUGGUUUUGUGGGGUGGAUGGGCCCAAGUAAGGAAGCGGCAAAGUAAGAUGAUCACACUGAAUAACGUCCCAAGUUACCAGUAUCGUAGGGAUGUAUAUGUGCUAUUGGGUGUUGCUGGGUGUCAAUGCAGGAUUAAUACCUGAUAUGGGCCCUUUCUGGAAUGUCGGGUCCAAACUGCUAUGCGCGAAUGCUUCAGGCCUGAGGGUAUCGAGUGCGCUCAUGAGCAAGCGCCCUUUAG
Molecule: messenger RNA, 561 nt
Organism: Cantharellus anzutake
Lineage: Eukaryota; Fungi; Basidiomycota; Agaricomycetes; Cantharellales; Hydnaceae
Exons: 2
Coding region: 96-353 (85 amino acids)
Source: RefSeq, a predicted model, not a curated record